CAAACAUUCAUCUUACAGUUCAACGAUUCUGGUACACUCUUAUUUGUCGCUGUCAAAUCUCAGCUGCCGUGCUAAUUUUUAGAGGCAGAAGGCAUCAUCACCUCUUAAGCUAUAGCUUCAGCCACUCUCAAUGGAACACGCUGUCCCCAGCCCUCGUGUGAACUUUCAGUCGAUGGAAAGAUACAUGGGCAGAAAUGUGCUCCUCGUCUGCAAGGUGGAAUCUGUGGAAGGCAAUCGAGCGAACGUCGUCACAUCGGAUGGGGGACGUGUCAUCGUAUCGUUGAAGCAGACAGCCGUGGACACACAAUUUGUGGAAUUUGAGGGCACUGUAGAGGCUCCAGACCAGCUGAGGGAGACAGACAGAGCAUACUUUGGAGGGAACUUUGAUCUCAGUGCCUACAACGACCUCUGCAGGUUGUCCAACACCGACUAUGCCAGCCUCUUUGCCUGAAGCUAGACAUCGCCAGCUACAUGAAAGUAUAGCACUGUCUUGCAUUCAAGUCAUCUGUGAAGCUGCUUUCAUCUGACAGUCUUGGAGGUCCUAAGGGUGUUUUUAAGUGCACAAUAAUGUCAAAGCAAGUAUCAAAUGCUCAUUCACUGGUGACAAGACUCUCUAAAUUGGUGUAGAAGGGGUGAAUGUUUCAUGAUAACUGCCCGGGACCUAUCCGGAAAUUGUCAACGUGCAUCAUGCAUAUGAAUCAUGGCGCUCAUUGUCAUGGACUAUUGACUGCAUGCUGGGGGGCAGCUUGAUAAAGACGCUAUGUAAUAGGAACAAACCAAG
Coccomyxa subellipsoidea C-169 is the source of this 781-nucleotide messenger RNA. RefSeq lists its product as hypothetical. Gene Ontology annotation, cellular component: nucleus. NCBI's taxonomy places the organism in Eukaryota, Viridiplantae, Chlorophyta, Trebouxiophyceae, Coccomyxaceae. Gene Ontology annotation, biological process: DNA replication; DNA repair; DNA recombination. Bases 131 to 451 code for a protein of 106 amino acids. Gene Ontology annotation, molecular function: DNA binding. The record is from RefSeq and is a predicted model, not a curated record. The transcript has 3 exons.